This is a messenger RNA of Rhodotorula toruloides NP11, 1692 nucleotides long. RefSeq names its product transcription factor. The coding region runs from base 1 to 1692 and encodes 563 amino acids. The transcript has 4 exons. Gene Ontology annotation, biological process: regulation of DNA-templated transcription. The record is from RefSeq and is a predicted model, not a curated record. NCBI's taxonomy places the organism in Eukaryota, Fungi, Basidiomycota, Microbotryomycetes, Sporidiobolales, Sporidiobolaceae. Gene Ontology annotation, molecular function: DNA-binding transcription factor activity.
AUGCGGCACCACUUGAGCGAGUGCGAGCGACGUCGUCCUCCCGCUUGCGACGCCCACCAAGUCACGCUCGUUCGCCUCACUCGCCCAUCGCUGGUCUGCCCGCUCGAAGCCACCGAACGACAGCACUGCCAGCACAGGUCACCCUCGAGCCACUCAGACCCCGCCCCACAGCCCACCAUUCCCGCUCAGGCGACUGCCACACCCGUCAACUCGCACCCCAUUUUGACAGGCCACAACCAGCUCGCCGCCGCGCCGGCACGCAUCUCGAGGGCCUUUCGGGAGAGACAUGACUCGCCCAAGGGCGAAGUCAUCACCACCCGCGCCCAAGCGGGCCUGCUGAUCCGCCACGACCAGCAACAGCAGCAGCGUCCGGCGUCGCCGCUCUUUGGCGCGUCGCCGUUCGUCGCGGCGGAUGGAGGAGCGGCCGCCGACUCGCUCGCAGAGUUGGACGCCCUCUUCGCUUCCUCCCAGCAGUGGGACACCUGCGCUGCGAACGGUCUCAACGAGUUCCUCGCCGAAGACCUGUUCAACUUUGGCACCGACAACUCGGCCGUCCAACUCAACCCUUCGCAGCAGCAGCAGUCGUCCACCCCGAACCCCGGCCCUCCCCUCAUCCCUCUUGACACCCGUCCUAGGCCGACUGCCGCCCCUUCGCUCGGCCAGUCCCUCUCUUUCCCCGACAUCAACUCGUCGACGUCCUUCUCCGAGCCGCAGGCCCGCGCGUUCCAACUCGACGCGAGCCUCCAGUCGCCGCUGUUCGACAACUCGCCGUACGGCGGCAGCGAGCUCGACGGGUUCAACUUUGUCGCGCCCGACUUUUCGCCCGCCUGGUCCGAUGCGUCGCCCCAGCUCUUCGAGGGCAGCGCCAGUCCGGAACUCGGCUUGCUCGACUUGUCGUUCGCGAACGCCUCGCUCUUUGGCGGCGCUGGAUCCAGCAGCGUCGCUCCGCCCGUCGUCAACCCGCCUACGCCCGUCUACUCUCCCGUGAUCCCGGCGACCCAGCUCGAAGACAUCCAAGUCUCGCCGCCGACCAUGCUCCCGCCUCCCCUCGCCUCCGCACCAACUGCGACUCCACUCGUCCUCCCCGCUCUUCCCGCCCCCGCCCCUGCCCCCGCAGAAGAGUCAACCCCGGAGGAAGCCGAAGUGGAGGACGACUCGCACGACGCGGACUACAACCCUCGCUCGUCGUCCGCCGGUCCGACCCGCACCGUCCCUCGCCGCUCGACCACCUCGACCUACGCGACGCGCGACCGCACGCGCAAAGCGACGUCCCCGAUCCCUCUCAAGCUCCCGGGCGUGGGCGUCCAACGCAUCGCGCUCGACGCGCCGAUCCAGAAGCGCAAGUACACGGUCGACUCUCGCACGAGCGAGAAGAAGGUCCCCAAGUCGCUUCAGCGCCGGAUCGAGCGCGCGAGGAAGAGGGGCGAGGAGGUCCCGACGGAGGAGGAGGCGGCUGCUGAGGCUGCGCGGAGGAGGGAGCAGAAUACGAGGGCGGCGAGGGAGAGUCGGGCGAAGAAGGCGCAGGCGUUUGAGGAUCUCAAGGCGAGGGUUGGAGAGCUCGAGGGCGUGUUGGAGGAGAGGGAUGAGGUGAUUAGGGUGCAGGCGGAGGAGAUUAGGGAGUUGAAGAGGAGGCUGGGGGAGUGUGAGGCCGGAGACGCGGGCACGAGGAAGAGGGUCAAGUACGAGGAGUGA